CGCGAAAGGGAGCUUUUCCGGAGCCGCCCCGCCUCCCCCCGCGGGAGCGCCGCUCCAGCUGGCGGUUGGCCCAGCGCCGCUCCCCGAGCGUGCUGGGCGCGCGAGCGAACCACUUCUCCAGCCUGGGAUGCCCUGACGCGAUGCCCGCAGAUGCCCGAGGACGAAGGGGAGGAGGAGGAGGAGGAGGAGCGCCCAAGAAGAUGUCGAGGUGCAGAAUUAAUGCUGCCCAGAAACGCGUGUUGCACGCGUCUGGCUGUACAACAACCUCGACCUCCGACGCCAUGUUCUUUCACCACAAAGGAAACGCUUCCACUGAACAAGAAGCAAUGGCGUCGUCGGUCUGGCAAAUCUUCCGGUGCGCGUUGCUCCCCGUUCACGGGUCGUCAGCGCCACCCUGAUGGGCACUCAGUAGACCUCGGCUCGGACCUUAGUGGCCCCGGAAACGGCAGGGCCGAUUUUCACUGCUUCCGAAAGAAGAAUCUCUCGAAUAUGGAAACAGCAAUAAAACGGCGACCAAAAACGGCUCCGAAGUUCGAGCUGGAGCCAGAACCAGACAACAAAAACGACGACGGAGCCGAUCGGACGACAAAGCCUGGCGAAGGACCCAACCAUCUGCAGUUGUG
This is a messenger RNA of Prorocentrum cordatum, 623 nucleotides long. The record is from the annotation of a GenBank genome assembly. NCBI's taxonomy places the organism in Eukaryota, Dinophyceae, Prorocentrales, Prorocentraceae.